AUGGGAAUACAAACUGACAAGGUUAGGUUUAAUGUUGGAGAUAAAAUCUUUGAAACAAGUGCAAUUACUCUUGCAAGUGGACGCAGAAGUUCGAUGUUUGGAGCUAUGUUUGAUGAUGAAUGGAACCUCCAACCAAGACGAGUUAAUGAAGAGUAUUUUAUCGAUCGAAAUCCGGAUUGUUUUUCUGUUCUUCUCGAUCUUCUAAGAACUGAAGCUCUUUAUUAUGGUCUUCUAGAUCAUAUUAGAGCGGCAAGGUUUCGCGAAUUGGAUGCCAACCAAUUAAGACUAACGAGUUCGGUUAGGGGUCAAGCUUCUGGCGGUUCUAAUGCCAUUAGAGCAAGUCCUGAUGGCGGUUGUGCUGUAGCUCAUAGCAGGAUUGUCCGUACAUACGAUUGGAUGCUUGAAGAAUAUCCACCAACAAAUCUCAAUUAUCAAAAAGUUAACGAUAUUGGCUGGAUCGAUUCAGAGAAUAUUGUCAUCAGUGCUUGCAAAAGAUCCGGACGACGACUCUGGUAUUGGUCUUUUCAGUUCGUCAAGCGCGGAACAGGUAUUAACGGAAUUGGAGUUUGGGACCAAGUUACUGGAGAACAAACGGAUUUUUUCCAUAAAACAGUAGUCCUGACUGGUUUUUAACGUCUAGUAUUGGAAGAAGUUGCGGUGGUGGUGCAAUUCGUGACUUCUCAAUUGGUGGUGAUCGACUUUUCGCUCUUCAUAGUGAGGAAAAUGUGUUUGAUGUGUGGGAGACUCCAUCUCCUCCUUCUAAUUGCUCUGUGUAAUGACAUAAAACACUCUGCACUUCCGAGAAUCCACGCGAGGAACCACUAUUUUGCUCGUCCUACAUAUCAAAAGUUUAUCUUCAAGGAAUAAUGUAUGCACACAUUAUGCAGUAUGAUCCUUGACCUUUAUUUAUCUUGUUUUUAUGAUUGUUAGUCUGCAUUCUGUUCGUGAGCCACUCUGUUGGUAAAUCUAGAUUGUGGGGUCUUCAAAUUUUAAUUUAAUUUCUAUAUAUUAAAUAUUUCUUUGUUUAUUUUCGGGUUUAUUAUCUUAAGGUUCUUCUUCUUCUCU
This is a messenger RNA of Papaver somniferum (opium poppy), 1065 nucleotides long. RefSeq names its product BTB/POZ domain-containing protein At2g24240-like. The record is from RefSeq and is a predicted model, not a curated record. The coding region runs from base 1 to 633 and encodes 210 amino acids. Gene Ontology annotation, molecular function: protein binding. Gene Ontology annotation, biological process: protein homooligomerization. Lineage: Eukaryota; Viridiplantae; Streptophyta; Magnoliopsida; Ranunculales; Papaveraceae. The transcript is spliced from 4 exons.